AUGUUCACUUCGAAAUCCCUCACAGCGUUGGCCAUCGGCCUUGGUGCCAUUGCAUCCCAAGCCAAAGCUGAGAAGUCUACUUUUGACUCGGAUCUUACUUGGGUCUCAACAGAUUCUUCUUUGCCCAAGGUUGUCAUCUACAACGCUCGCGGUACAAUUCUCUCCGCCUCCAAGUACGGCCGGCUCGACAACAUCAACUAUGGAUCCGGUCCCCCAGUUACCGUUGACCACAUGAUCGGAAACGUCACUGAGGUCCUCAAGGUGGCUCAGUUGGCUGUUGUUUCUUUCCCAGUCACAGGAGGAAGUGCCGGUCUCAACAGCUCACUCUACCUCAACAUCACACAGCAUGCCAACCGUCAUCUCUGCACCGAGGGCUCAGACAUCGCAGGUGGCAUCAUGUUCCACGGAACCAACACCCUCGAGGAGACAGCCUUUGGCGUCGACCUGACCCUCAACUGCUCCAAGCCAUUCGUCGCUACCGGUGCCAUGAGACCCGAUACCUACAUCUCCCCCGAUGGCCGCUCCAACUUCUUCCAGGCUGUCGCCACAGCCGUUUCCCCCGAUGCGAGGGACAGGGGUGGUUUGAUCGCCUUCAACGAUCGUAUCACCUCCAUCUACUAUUCCACCAAGUCCAACGCCAACACCCCCGACACCUUCAGGUCGAUCGAGCAGGGCAACGUCGGUGCUUUCCUCGGAGGUCAACCGUACUUCUACUUCAGCGGACCAAGCUAUCCCACCGGCCGCCCACACUUUGACGUGACGAACACCACUGAGCUUCCUGCCGUUGUCGUCCUCUAUGGUCACCGUAAGUUUUUCCUUCUGUCACCAGCUUGUUUCGAAGGUGCUAAUAGUUUGGAUAGAGGGCUUCGACGCCUCGCUUAUGUACGCGGCUGUUGCCAAUGGUGCCAAGUAAGUGCCUUUCUGCCUGUUGAGAAUCGUUGA
Messenger RNA from Podospora anserina S mat+, 942 nucleotides. RefSeq lists its product as uncharacterized. The transcript has a single exon. The record is from RefSeq and is a predicted model, not a curated record. NCBI's taxonomy places the organism in Eukaryota, Fungi, Ascomycota, Sordariomycetes, Sordariales, Podosporaceae. Bases 1 to 942 code for a protein of 313 amino acids.